AUGUCAGCACCCCUGAUGAACAAAAUGGCCCAAGAGAACCCCCAGCCAGAUCCUUUUAUCUGUGUGGAUGAUUCCAGCAUGAACUCCCAGGAUGAUUCACAGUUACUGGCUGGUCCCAAGAAAUGGAAGAAGCAUCAAGAACGCACCUCAUUUACCCAAACACAGCACAAAGAGUUGGAGGCUCUGUUUAGCUGCAACAUGUUUCCAGAUAAAAAUCUCCAGAGAAAACUUGCUUUAAAACUCAACCUACCAGACUCAACAGUAAAGAUUUGGUUCAGGAAUAGGCAGUUCAAAAUGAGGAAGCAGCAGCAGCAGCAACAGAAAUCACUGAAGCCACCAAACCAGAUCCUUCCAGCCAAGAACGUGUCAACAGCAUCAAGUCCUCAUUUAUUCCCCCCAACAGUUUCAGAUUUCUGUAGCUCCUUCUCACCUCAGCCCUUAGGCCCUUUCAGUUGGGUGGGGGACUCUAUCCUCACUGAGAGUCCUACAAGUGAUGUCCAAAUCCAAGAUCCUCAGUUGGAGAGGCUGGUGGCCUCAGUUCCUGCUUUGUACUCUGAUGCCUAUGACAUAGCCCAAAUCAUGGAAAUGUACAGUUUUCCUGAUGAAGAUGAGAUAGCCAGCUAUUCUUUCCACUCUCUCUGUCAGUAUCUCUCACCAACAAGGCCCAGUUAGAAGAGUUCCUCCCGUAGCAUCUUUGCUGGUCCAGCUGUAGGUUUACCUCCUGGGCAAACCCAGUUUAGUACAACAAACUGGAGCUUUGCAGCCUUCAUCUUAAGAGAGAGCCCAGAAUUCCAGAACCCCUCGAGUAGUGUGGUGGACUCUGGAUUUCUCUUAUCAAAGUACUAA
Molecule: messenger RNA, 846 nt
Organism: Vicugna pacos (alpaca)
Lineage: Eukaryota; Metazoa; Chordata; Mammalia; Artiodactyla; Camelidae
Product: arginine-fifty homeobox-like
Biological process (GO): regulation of transcription by RNA polymerase II
Cellular component (GO): nucleus
Molecular function (GO): DNA-binding transcription factor activity, RNA polymerase II-specific; RNA polymerase II cis-regulatory region sequence-specific DNA binding
Source: RefSeq, a predicted model, not a curated record